Messenger RNA from Zygotorulaspora mrakii, 1530 nucleotides. RefSeq names its product GDP-Man:Man(1)GlcNAc(2)-PP-dolichol alpha-1,3-mannosyltransferase (gene ALG2). Gene Ontology annotation, molecular function: GDP-Man:Man(1)GlcNAc(2)-PP-Dol alpha-1,3-mannosyltransferase activity; alpha-1,3-mannosyltransferase activity. The coding region runs from base 1 to 1530 and encodes 509 amino acids. The record is from RefSeq and is a predicted model, not a curated record. The transcript has a single exon. Lineage: Eukaryota; Fungi; Ascomycota; Saccharomycetes; Saccharomycetales; Saccharomycetaceae.
AUGACUGAGCUAAAGCGAAAAUUGAGAAUUGCAUUCAUUCACCCAGAUUUAGGCAUCGGCGGAGCUGAGCGAUUGGUUGUGGACGCUGCAGUGGGCCUGCAAGAACAGGGACAAGACGUAACUAUAUAUACCAGUCAUUGUGACAAAAGUCAUUGUUUCGAAGAGGUGCGUAAUGGUACCCUUAAAGUUAAAGUAUAUGGGGACGGUUUACCCACUAAUGUAGGUGGAAGGUUCUUCAUCGUGUUUGCCAACCUUAGACAGCUUUACCUUGUUAUGAAGUUGGUGCUCACACGAGAAAUUAUGCGAUACGACCUAUUCAUCAUUGACCAGCUCUCGACAUGCUUGCCGUUUUUGCAUAUGCUUGGAAAUGCUAAAACAUUAUUCUACUGUCAUUUUCCGGACCAGUUACUAGCGAUCAGGUCAUCUUUCAUCAAGAAACUUUAUAGAGUUUCAUUUGAUAUUAUGGAACAAUUUACAAUGAGCGCAGCAGAUUGCGUGGUGGUAAACUCCAACUUUACCAAGACCGUUUACCAGAAAACAUUUACUUAUCUCAAAGGAAAAGUAAACGUUGUUUAUCCCUGUGUUGAUCUAACAUUUGGACCUAUUCAAGAUAAAGAUAAAGAAUUGGCCGAGGUUCUACUAAAUACUCGAGAUAAGUUUUACUUGAGUGUCAAUAGAUAUGAGAGAAAAAAGAAUAUCGAACUCGCUCUAAAAGCUUUUGCCCUCUCAGAAGAAAUGAAUAACCCUCAUGCUAAGUUGAUCAUUUGUGGCGGUUAUGAUGGAAGGGUAGUUGAAAAUGUUGAAUAUCUUAAACACCUUCAUAAAAUUUCAGAUACAUUGCAACUGUCAUACGCGACUAUUUUCUACCCAGAAAUAAGUAACUUGAAGGACUUGCAAACAUCCGAUACUGCAACUAAAAAAGUCAUUUUUUUGACCUCAAUCUCCACUUCAUUAAAAGAUUUGUUAUUGAGUAAAACAGAGCUUUUGCUAUACACACCGUCAUUUGAGCAUUUUGGUAUAGUUCCAUUGGAGGCCAUGAAGUACGGAAAGCCUGUGAUAGCGGUAAACACUGGGGGGCCAUUGGAAACAGUAGAACCGCUGAUAAAGGGCAAAACUGAAAAUAUUGCAACCGGCUGGCUCAAAACUGCAGAUCCAGAGGAGUGGUCAAAUGCUAUCAAUGAGUUCAAAAAUGUUAGAGACCAGAAAGUGGUCGUUUUUUCAGAAACAGGACCAAAGAGAGUGAGAAAGUUGUUCUCUCGUGAGGCCAUGACAAAUAGUUUCGUUGAAAACAUAAAAACCUUCAUUGACUCCAAGAGGACUUCUUAUAUAUGGGAAAAACUUCUGAUUGUCCUGUUCAACUUAUUGCUGCAGGUUAUUAUGUCCCGCAUCUUUAUCGUCAAGCCUUGGACGUAUCUACUUUUAGCUGUGACAUCCACAUUGUGCUUUAGGAAUAUCGGCACUGGUCUCUAUUGGCUUGCCGUAUACCUUUCCAUAUCGAUCUUAUUGAGGGGUGUUAGUUCAAUUAUCUAG